AAAAAUAUUAUCAUUAAAAAAAACGAUUUGUUUAUAAAUUAAUAACAAGAAGAGAGAUUAUCAAUCAAAAAAAGAGAGAAUCUUAUAAUAUUAAUAGAGCUUGCCAUAAGAGCAUAUUUUAACGAAUAGAUAAUCUGUAAAAUGAAAAUAUAAUUCUCUUUAGGGAUCUUUCUGUUGGGAAUUAUUUGUUUUGCAAACUGUACUUCUAUUACCAGUAGAAGGUAGAUGAGUUCAAGUUAAAUUGGUUCAGGAUAUUUGAAAAACAAGAGUUUCCAUCAACAAAGAUACAAAAAUUUAAUAUUUGCAUAAACAAAAGCAGAAGAAUUAAUACCAAAUUGCUACAUUUAUGAUCAAAAUCCAAACUAUUGUUUAGUUUGUAAUGAAGAGUUUUUCUUAUCAGCUUAAAAGACUGAUUGUGUUAAGGGUUAAAUAAGCCAUUGUCAAUAUUAUUUAAAUGAAAUUACUUGUGGAAAUUGUUAUGAUGGCUUUGAACUUAACGAAGAUUAAUCUUUGUGUCUUAAUUCAUAAAAAGGAACUAAAGUUGACCACGAAGACGAUGCAAUUAACUGGAAGAACUAGCCUCAUAAUGGAGAGCUUGAUCAAAAAAUACCUGAUAGCUAAACUGAAGCUGAGGCUAAUUAAAAAAAUAACUAGGGAUAAUAGAAUUAGGCAUAAAACAAUGGUUAAUAAGGAAAUUAACAAAACUAAUAGCAGUAAAAUUAACAAAAUACAGCUGAUAAUAGCUUAGGUGGAUAUGUUAAUUAAGCAGUUGACGAAUAUAAUUAGUAACAACAAAAUGACAAUUAACAAUAAACCAAUAACUAAUAAUCUGCUAAUAAUACCUAAUAAGAAAAUCAAAGCAACUAAGACAAUUAGUAAAAUAAUCAAAACGGAUAAAAUAAUGAGUAAAAUCAAAAUGCAAAUAAUAACAAUAAUCAGUAAGGAUUUGAAAAUUAAGAAAAUCAGAGCUAAGAAGAAGGUUUUAACAAUAAAGAAAGUGACUAGGAAAAUUAGUCAGCUUAAAACUAACAAAAUAGUUAAAAUACAUCAGAAAGUAAUGAUAAGACUAGCAAUAAUGAAUAAUAAAGUUAAAAUUCUUCAAGCUAAUAAGAGGAUUUGACAUCUGGUUAAGAAUAAGGACAACAAAAUAAUGCUGAAGGCUAAUAAUCUAAUCAAGAAUAAAGUUAGAAUAACUAGAAUUAAGAUUAAAGCUAAAAUGGUUCAAAUGAAAGCAGCUAAAAUGAAGAAUCUUCUAAUUGGAAUAAUGAAUCUGGUAGCAAUAACUAGGAAAAUAAUACCAAUCAAAAUGAUAACAGUAACUAAGAAAAAAAUGACAAUAGCAACAAUGAAAAUAGCAACAACAACUAAGAGGUUAAUAAUAGCAAUAACUAAGAAAAUGAUACCAACAACAAAAAUCAAGAAUAAAAUGAUUCUAAUCAAGAAAGCAAUAACAGCAAUAAUAACAAUGAAAAUGAUAAUAGCUAACAAGAAAAUAAUUGGAACAAUCAAGAAGAAACUAAAAAUGGUUAAAAUAAUGAAAAUGAUCAAAAUAAUAAUAACUCAAAUUAAAAUGACAACAAUUAAUAAGAGUCUGAAGGUUUUGAUAACAAUAACAAUGCCUUUAUUGAGUUCAAGAAUGAGAGCAACGAUUCCUCUUUUAAGAUACUUUACAAGUAAACUAAAGCUAAAAAGCAUCUUAGAGUUGAUAAGAAAAAUAUUUGA
Messenger RNA from Tetrahymena thermophila SB210, 1722 nucleotides. RefSeq lists its product as hypothetical. The transcript has a single exon. The record is from RefSeq and is a predicted model, not a curated record. NCBI's taxonomy places the organism in Eukaryota, Ciliophora, Oligohymenophorea, Hymenostomatida, Tetrahymenidae.